Molecule: messenger RNA, 621 nt
Organism: Medicago truncatula (barrel medic)
Lineage: Eukaryota; Viridiplantae; Streptophyta; Magnoliopsida; Fabales; Fabaceae
Product: 4-coumarate--CoA ligase-like 7
Exons: 8
Coding region: 1-621 (206 amino acids)
Molecular function (GO): CoA-ligase activity
Source: RefSeq, a predicted model, not a curated record
AUGGACGAUGAUUUAGCAGGGGAAUUAAACAACAUUGGUGGUUAUAACAUACGCGCAGCUAAGGAGAGGAAGUACGGUGGUUUCAACGGGGAGGAUAUUCCUCAUGAUAUUGCUGCUCAGAGUAUGUAUGUGAAUCAAGUUCAAAUUCAACGUAGCACCCUUCAGACACAUCUCAGACAUUUCUACGAGAUUGGUGGUUAUAACAUACGCGCAGCUAAGGAGAGGAAGUACGGUGGUUUCAACGGGGAGGUACGAGGUCCCAACAUGAUGCAAGGUUAUUAUAACAAUCUAGAGGCCACAAAACAAACUUUAGGUAACGAGGGGUGCGUACAUACAGGAGAUCUUGGAUAUUUUGAUGAGAUCGGACAACUUUAUGUUGUUGAUCGUAUGAAGGAACUGAUCAAGUACAAAGGUUAUAAGGUUGCGCCAGCAGCACUUGAAGAUCUUCUUGUUUCUCAUCCAGAAAUACAAGAUGUUGUCGUUAUCCUUACUUAUUGCUAUAGAUUUCCUGAUGAUGAGGCUGGUGAGGUUUCAAUUGCCUAUGUUGUUCGUUCACCCAAUAGUUCGCUGUCCGAGGAAGAAAUUAAGAAGUUUAUUGCUAACCAGGUGAAAAAAAGCUAA